Ceraceosorus guamensis is the source of this 449-nucleotide messenger RNA. RefSeq lists its product as hypothetical. NCBI's taxonomy places the organism in Eukaryota, Fungi, Basidiomycota, Exobasidiomycetes, Ceraceosorales, Ceraceosoraceae. The coding region runs from base 101 to 382 and encodes 93 amino acids. The record is from RefSeq and is a predicted model, not a curated record. The transcript has a single exon.
GUAGUAGUGAUGUAAAAGCAAUGCUUCGGCGAUGCUCUCGUCAGCUCCAGUGCGGAGCAUCAUUCCAUGAAAGUUACCGAUUUUCCCCGUGGUUUGAUUGAUGAGAAGUCGGGGGCCGUGCUCACGAUCCAGUCAGGCCUGCGUGUCUCGAGUAAAGGUGGAGCUUCGAGGAGUCGUCUGCCUUGCGGUUGUCCACCAGGCCAUGCACACAAUCUCUACGACCUCGAUCUGCCCCUACUAUGCCCUUCUUGCGGCAGCUUGCCCUAGUGCGCUCGCACCAGCCGAAGCGCCCGCUGGAAGGGCAUGCGUACCAGCCUGGUCGACGAGAGCUCGAGUCAUGCGAUCAAUCAGCUGUCUCUUGUCGGAGCUGCGAAUUCAGUAAUGGCAGCGGAGUGGGUUUGUGAAUGAAGGGGCAGAUGGCAAGGAUGGCCGACGCGGGUCCUUUGCUG